AUGGCUUCAACCAAGAAGGUGGCUCGUAAACCCCUUCCAUCUAGUACGAUCAAACAAAUGCACUCGAGCCCUUCGGGACCCCAGAAUUCUGGAAGUUUCUCGGGAUCUUCUGCAUCCUCUCCAUCUUCUGCCGGUGGUCAAAGCUCUCGUUCGGCUUCGGUGAUGGCGGCUCCCGUCAAGCGUAAACGUUCCACUGCCAAGCGUGCCGGUUCUGCAUCACGUUCACGUUCUCGUUCUCGUUCAACCCGUCGUCGCUCCGCAUCACGUUCUCGUUCUCGUUCAACUCGCCGUCGCUCCGCAUCGGGCACCCCUCGUUCCAACAAGAAGCGUGCGGCAAAGAGCGGACGCUCGGCCUCGGGUAAACGAGCUGGUCGUGUCUUGAAGAGCGCUGGUUCCGGUCGUGGACGCUCCAAAUCGGCAUCAACUCGCCGUGCCGCUGGUGUUGUGAAGAGCACUCGUUCGCGCAAGGACGACAAAGCCAAGUCAUCGAAAUCCGCAAAGUCCGAGAAGAAGGGUCGCUCGGCCGCUUCCAAGCAA
Molecule: messenger RNA, 537 nt
Organism: Mesorhabditis belari
Lineage: Eukaryota; Metazoa; Nematoda; Chromadorea; Rhabditida; Rhabditidae
Source: the annotation of a GenBank genome assembly